Molecule: messenger RNA, 1454 nt
Organism: Microplitis demolitor
Lineage: Eukaryota; Metazoa; Arthropoda; Insecta; Hymenoptera; Braconidae
Gene: Cyp4aa1
Product: probable cytochrome P450 4aa1
Exons: 5
Coding region: 85-1389 (434 amino acids)
Molecular function (GO): iron ion binding; monooxygenase activity; heme binding
Source: RefSeq, a predicted model, not a curated record
UUUAAAAUUACAAAAUUUCGCGCAUUUAAUUAUUUUACAACAGAAAAGUGCUAUGACAGUAAUUAAAGCAGUGUACUUUUUAAAAUGUCUCACAUUGUCUACCAAUUAUACGGACCAAUAUUUCGUAUCUGGCUGACAGUGUUCCCGUUCGUCGUAGUCCUAGAACCAGAAGACAUAAAAAAAGUCCUGGGCAAUUCGCGCAAUUCUUCAAAAGUGUUUUUAUACGGAUUCCUGCACAAUUUUCUGGGCAAGGGUUUAUUGACAAGUGACGUAGAGACUUGGAAGAGCCAUAGAAAAAUUAUGCAACCGGCCUUUCACUUAAAUGUCCUGGAUAAAUUUGUCGGUUCUUUCAAUCACGCGGCUCGUAAGUUGGUCGAGAGCUUUUCAAGUGCGGGUGAAUGUCCAACUGACAUCACUAAUGUGAUUAAUGACUGCGUAUACGAAGUUUUAAAUGAAACGGUAAUUGGUAACGAGCGACAACCUGGUAAUAAAUUAUUAAAUAGCAAAGAUUCACCAUUCAGACAAGGACAGAUAUCAUUAUUUUAUCGCUUAUCUCAUCCAUGGCUGAUAUUCGAUUGCUUUUACAAAAAAACAGACAUUGGAAAAAAAGAGGAGAGACAUUAUCAAGUUUUAUUUGAUGCCUGUAAAAAAAAAAUAAAUAAUAAUGAAGAAUUAAACAAUAAUGAUUGCAAUGCAAGUUCUCUUCUUGAAUUCAUGAUAAAGACAAGUGCGAAAAAUUUAGAAUUUACAGAGCAGGAUAUUGUCAACGAAUGCUGUACAUUUAUGCUCGCGGGUCAAGACUCGGUGGGUUCAACACUUGCAAUGACAUUAUUUAUGCUAGCGAAGUAUCAAAAGUGGCAGAGUAAAUGUGUCGGAGAGUUGAAUGAUAUAUUUGGUUGCGAUUCAAGAGAUCCGAGUUUUAAAGAUUUGAAAGAUAUGAGAUACUUGGAGAUGGUUAUUAAAGAAACUAUGAGACUUUAUCCAAGUGUUCCAAUGUUCGGUCGUGUUCUUGGUGAAGAUGUUAAAAUUGGUAAACACGUUAUUCCAAAAGGAUGUUCAGUGCUCAUAUUCCCACAAACAACUCAUAGAUUAUCGCACCACUAUCCAAAUCCUCAUGAAUUUAAUCCAGAGAAUUUUAAUUCUGAUAAUUCUGCUAAAAGACAUCCGUAUGCAUACUUAGCAUUCAGCGCUGGAUCUCGAAACUGCAUUGGUUACAAAUUUGCGCUACUUGAAAUGAAAUCAAUCAUCAGCAAAGUACUGAGACAUUACCAACUGGAACCAGUUCCAGGUAAAGAAGAAUUAGUAACUAAAUUCCGAGUUACUGCACGUGCUAAAGGCGGUCUUUGGAUUAAAAUAAAACCACGAAUGUCUUACCAAGUGUACAAUUAAAAUCAAUUACUUCUUCACAACCCAUUGUAACUACGUCAUAAUUUUUGUACUUAUAUUUAUAAUUA